Molecule: messenger RNA, 1050 nt
Organism: Striga asiatica
Lineage: Eukaryota; Viridiplantae; Streptophyta; Magnoliopsida; Lamiales; Orobanchaceae
Source: the annotation of a GenBank genome assembly
AUGGUUGGUCUUCCUGAACUCUUUGAGCAGGAGCUUUGGACUCUACGAGGUGAAACUCUUCUCAAGCAAGCCGAAGAGCUGUCGGCGCGUGAAAUGCUGUUGGGUGCCGCUUUAGCCUAUAUUAAUCAGUAUGGCUGUGGUCUUGGACUUAAAGCAGAACCAAAGCGAGCAGGACCAGUACCCUUCUCCUUCGGACCCUUGGCUUGGAGCGGGGAUGAAGUUGCAUAUUAUCUUCAAAUGCAACUCACACAGCUAGGUUUCGAGAGGGCUAUAUCUAUCUCCGGAACAGGGGAAGAAAGGGAGGCUAUUCUUGACAGCCCUUGGUUUAAGCUUGCUACUUCGGUUGGGCAAGAAGCCAGUCAAGAGAACUGCGAGCUGAAAGCCCCAUUCCUCCGCCUAUCUCUUUCGAAAGCUGUGCCACCCCUACCAUCAUCCCAACAAAGAAAGAGUUGGCUGAGUCUGGCUACUUUCUUCUCUUACGAAAUUUCGAGUUCGACUUCACCAAUUGUUAUAAGCGUAAACUUAAGUUACAACAUGGGAUUAGGCUUCGGCACAAAGGAAAAGGAAGGAGAGCAGAUAGAGAAGGAUGGAAUAUCGCUAAAACCGAGACUCCAAGACUCAGGUCAAGGAUAUCAGAUAGACGAAAAGCACUUUCCCUCGUAUGGGGAAGAAAUCCUAUCUCUUAUCUCUCUAGUUCCGGAACUCUUGCUUCGAUUGCUUACUCUGCAUUCUCUGCCCAUAAGCUUCGCUAAAGCGACUACGUACCUUGCUAUUCACACUUACUUAUUUCUUAGAAUUAAGCUUACGUCUUUCUUUUUCUUGCAGAAAGCAAGCACAAGGGAAGCGAUGGUGCUAGGAGAUUGCCGAACAUUUCCUCAACUCUUUGAAGAAGCUGCCCGCAUGCAGAGGAGUCUAAAAGACGGGUCUAUCACUUUACUCACGAACUCUUCUAAUGGGGAAGAAGGCAAGCCGAAGAAUACCCUAAGAACCCAGCAGCCAACUAAAGAGGUUACCAUCACCCCUCAAUCAGCCCUUUUUCGAGAGGAAUAG